Drosophila erecta is the source of this 7377-nucleotide messenger RNA. RefSeq names its product ATP-dependent RNA helicase dbp2 (gene mahe). The transcript is spliced from 4 exons. Gene Ontology annotation, cellular component: nucleus; ribonucleoprotein complex; cytoplasm. Bases 561 to 3428 code for a protein of 955 amino acids. The record is from RefSeq and is a predicted model, not a curated record. Gene Ontology annotation, molecular function: RNA binding; ATP binding; RNA helicase activity. Lineage: Eukaryota; Metazoa; Arthropoda; Insecta; Diptera; Drosophilidae.
GACCUAUCGAUGUCAAAAUACAUUGAACGUUUCGCAUUACCAUCGACUUUUGUUCCAGCUCUAUAGUUCACAUGCAACUUACUGCUGAGCGCGUUUUUUUUUGUUGUAAAAAUCUAAAAUACAAGAAUUAGAUUUAGUUAACUCGCUCCUAGUGUUUAACCAAGUACACCUUUAGUUAGCUUUACGGUUACUUUCCCGUGGCGAAGGAAUAAUUGCAAAAUAAUUACCAUUAGCUCUCGGCAAAAGUCGAGCGAAAAAGAGAAGUUUGCAAGAGGCGUGUGAGCGUGACGAAGAGAGCAAGAGAACGCAGAAUAUCGAAUCGAACGGAACAGGGCGAGGAAAGGGAACGUGAACGAAACGGAUCGAAAAAAUCGAAGAGACUUGGACAACCGAAGAAAAACCCACAUCUAGUACCCCUAAAACCCGGUUGCCUGGGGAGCAAAUGUCAAAUUGCUGCGCAUAAAUACAUUAAUUUGAAGCUCCCCGCACAAGUAAGGCUCAUCCAAAAUUUCACACACAGGCAGCAGUUGUCGCAACAGGAAAAAAGGAUUUAGCACACGAUGUACGCCGGAGCAUAUGCACCCAACGCCGGCGGUGUUCAACAGCAUACAGGCGGCGGUUACUAUGGCAAUGGUGCCGCCGCAGGCGCUGGCGGUGGCGGUAAUGGUGCCCCACGCCACGACCGUCCCUACUAUCCGCGCAGCAAUUUCGCCGGCGCUGCCGGUGGUGCUGCCAUCAACGGAGCAGCCACUGCCGCUGGAAGCAUGCACUUUGGCCAGCCUUAUGGCGUGAUGACCUAUGGCAUCCAGAAUGGUCUGGGAAUGGGAGCCGCCGGAUCUGGUGCCGGUAAUCCGUAUCGCCAGCAAAACGGUGUUGCCUUCGCCGGUAAUGGUCUUGGAGGAGGCGCCGGCGGUGGUGGCGGUGCCGGAUCCGGUGGAGCUGGCGGCUAUGGAGGACCCCGUGGCAAAAAUCCAAACUACGCACAGCGCUAUCAGAAGCCGCACAACGGCGGCGGAGGUGGCGGUGGCUACCAAAACAAUAACUACAAUGCUGCUGCCUUGGGCAUGCUUUCCAAAGAGGAGCGUGCCGAGAUCCAACGCGAAAAGGCCAAGAAUCCCGGCCGCAAUCUAGUGAAACCCAAGUGGGAGAAUCUUGAGCCGUUCCACAAGGAUUUCUACAACAUUCAUCCCAAUACACUAGCCAAAUCAGAGCAGCAGGUGGCCGAUAUACGCCGCGAACUGGAAAUCACAGUGUCUGGCAACGAACUACCGCACCCGGUGGUCAGUUUCGAGGAGAGCUCGCUGCCCGCUCACGUUAUUGAAGAGAUGAAGCGCCAGGGAUUCACCAAGCCCACUGCUAUCCAGUCGCAGGGCUGGCCCAUUGCCUUAAGUGGUCGCGAUUUGGUGGGCAUUGCCCAGACCGGUUCCGGCAAGACGCUGGCAUACAUGCUGCCGGCCAUCGUGCACAUUGGCAAUCAGCCGCCCAUAAUACGCGGUGAAGGACCCAUUGCUCUGGUGCUGGCCCCCACCCGAGAGCUGGCCCAGCAGAUCCAAUCGGUCGUGCGAGACUAUGGACAUCUGUGCAAGCCCGAGAUUCGUCACACUUGCAUCUUUGGCGGCUCAUCGAAAGUGCCGCAGGCACGCGAUCUUGACCGCGGCGUCGAGGUCAUAAUCGCCACACCAGGACGACUAAUUGAUUUCCUUGAGAAUCGCAACACUAACUUGCAGAGAUGCACUUAUCUGGUGCUGGACGAAGCCGAUCGCAUGCUGGACAUGGGCUUCGAGCCGCAGAUUCGUAAGAUCAUUGAGCAGAUUCGUCCCGACCGCCAGGUCGUCAUGUGGUCCGCCACCUGGCCCAAGGAGGUACAGGCUCUAGCCGGCGACUUUUUGAACGAUUAUAUCCAAAUUAACAUUGGCUCCAUGAACCUAUCGGCCAACCACAACAUUCGCCAGAUUGUCGAGAUCUGCACCGAAAUGGAGAAGCCGCAGCGCUUGGUGCGCUUGCUCAAUGAGAUCGCUCCCACCAAGAAUUCGGCCAACAAUGGCAACAAGAUCAUCAUCUUUGUGGAGACCAAGAUCAAGGUGGAGGACAUCUUGCAGAUCAUCCGUACCGAAGGGUACACCGCCACUUCAAUUCACGGCGACAAGACUCAAAAUGAGCGGGAUUCAGUGCUUAAGGAUUUCCGUAAUGGCAAAUCUAACAUUCUGAUUGCCACCGAUGUGGCCUCGCGCGGUCUGGAUGUGGAGGAUCUGCAGUACGUAAUUAACUAUGAUUACCCCAACUCCUCGGAGAACUAUGUGCACCGCAUCGGGCGCACUGGUCGUUGCCAGCAGCUGGGAACUGCCUACACCUUUUUCACGCCCGACAAUGCCAAGCAGGCGCGUGAACUGAUCUCUGUGCUUGAGGAGGCUGGCCAGACGCCGUCGCAGGCUCUUUUGGACUUGGCUCGUUCCAUGCCAAGCUCGGGCGGCUAUCGCGGCAACAAGCGCUGGAACAACAACGGUGGCGGGGAUCGCAACACUGGCGGCCACAACGGCGUCUAUCAGCAGCGCAAUAACAAUCCGCUGAAUUACCAGGCCGGUAACAACUAUAACAACAAUCGCAGCGGCCCCCCAACUGGCGGUAGCUACCAGCAGUAUGCCGCUGGCGGCAAUAACUAUCAGCAGAAUGGUGGCGGCGGUAAUUGGAAUCGCAUGAAUCAAAUGGGACAGGAUGGAGGAGCUGGACAGCAGCAGCGAAAUGGCAACACCUAUCGCCCGAGGGCUCCGUUCAACAAUGGCGGGCCGCGUGCCAUUAUGGGCCAUCAGGGUGGCGGCGGCGGAGCAGGCGGUGUGGGCGGAGCAGCCGGCGUAGGCGGUGGCCCACAGCCGCACAUGGCACCCCAACAGGGCGGUCAGUAUAUGCCACAGGCAUAUCGCGGACGUGGCCAGUUUGCGCCGCAGGGAGCCGGUGCCGGUGGCAUGCCACCACGAUUCCAGCAGUAUCCCAAGCGCGAGUACCAGCAGCAAGGAGUGGCCCACUACGGUCAGCAGGCGGCCGUACAGCAUCAGCAGCAACAACAGCAGCAGGCAGGCCAACAGACCAAACCGCCCAAGGAUGAGGGCAACAAGUAUGCAGCACCGGCUGCGGUGACCACCUCGCUGGUCCAUUAUACACCAGCCAAUUCGCCACCUAUUGCGGCCGUAGCUGCUGCCGCUGCAGCAGCCGCCGGACGAGCCGCAACUGUGGCUCCGGCACCAGGGGCCGCCUACAUGUACGAUGCUGCCGGAGUUCUGACCACCGCCGCUGCGCCGGGCACCAAUCCGUAUGCCAACCAGUUCAGCAUGCCGGCCACCUACUAUGCUGCCCAACAUCACCAGUUCGCCACAGCCGUGGCAGGACCCGGACCAGGUCCCGGCCAGGCCAUUGAGCAGGCGGGACACCAAUAAGUUGUCGCGCUCAUGGGACGAAAUGGGAGUGGAUCGUGGAUCGUGGAGAGCUACAACAGCAACAACAACAGCUUUAGUAACAUCAAUAACAAUGCAAGCAACAAGAAAUUUAACCUACUUUAACAACACCAACGACAUGGACAAAGAAAUCAUCAAUUAACCACACUCAUGAAAUCCAAAUGCAUUAUGAUGAUAAAUGAAAGAAUGAAAGGAUAUAAUUUUGCCAACAUACAUAUAAGAGCAUAUUAACAGGUGCUCUUGAAAUUCUGAGCGAAACUCGUUGCUUUUUUUUUUCUAUAUUUCUUCCCACCUUGCUACUAAUAUUGUGUUCUCUGUCGCUCAUUUAAGCAUUCACAGCUUGGGUUUGCGAUACAAUUUGACAUCUAAACCCCCUUUAACCCUCCCACAAUCUUUCAUUCGUACUGUUCUCUGGACAAGCAGCACCAACCAUCAUUAAUCAGGGCCAACGCAAGGAUAAUCGCCCACGAAACCCUCUUAUGUUUUUCAAACGCAAGGUAAAACGAAACAAAAAUCAAGAACACCUCGAAAGGGAACGAUUAUUGUAGUUUUUAGGCUUUUCCACACACACACAGACACACACACCGACAGUUGCAUGUUCUUCGAAUGUUUAAACGGAAUUAAGUAGGUUAUAAUUAUUAUUCUUUUUCGCCAGGCAAAAUCAAGUAUACUCAGCGUUUUAUAGCCAUUCAGUUGGUGGAUCAACGUUCAUACAUUUAUGUUAUCCUAAAAUAAAUAAGGAUCUAGAUACAGACACUGUUAAUUAAGUGAUAUUUGUAAAUUCGUGUAUAUCAAUCUUUACACAAUGCUAAGAACACAAGCACGCAACCAAAAAAAAAUAUUGAAUUCGAAAAUUGUCAAAAACAAAGUAAGGGAUUGAAAAAAUAGCCCUUUUUACUAACUUGGUUGGUAUGAAAUGAACGGUUUGCUUAUAAUAACACAUAUUUAAAUACAUGUUUAAUUAUUUUCUAGACAUUUAUAUUAUCCGUGCGAAAUUGCAACAAACAAUUACAACAAAGGGAAAACUGACUAAAUUCUAUACAAAUUCCAUUUAAGAAAUCGCAGCUAACGGUUGAGAUAUAUAAUGAACACCUAUGUUUUGGCCAAAUCCAAAAUAGGAGAAAAGGGAAAUGGGCAGCGCUGCUUUGGUAGGAAGUAUGUUAAAGAAAAACUAACAAGUUACAAUCGAUAAUAAUACAACAAUUAUAAAGCAAUGGGAGAACACGUACACAGCCACAUAGAACCCACACAAGCAUACGCACACACACCCACACCGACACAGAAGCACUCAACACACACACAACUCAUACACACACAUCACGAACACCACUAGGACAAGCAAAUUUACAGUUAUCAUUUAAUUUCCCAUUUUGAUACAUAUAUGUGUGUAUUCUAUAUAUGCCAAUUAUAUAUUUACAUGCAUAUGUAGAUUCGAGCUUGAUUUUCAAUGGAGAUUAAAACAAAAACUCAUUUUGUUGAAGAUUUAUAGAAUUCGAUAAUAAUCCCCUAACACAACAUUCGCAUAAAUUAACGAGGUUUUUUCAAAAGUUCUAUGCAAAUACUUGAAAAAAAAAAGCAAAAUUCAAUUACAAUUUUCAAUUAUUCCAAAGAACAAAGAACAGAAGCAGUUGAAAAUAAGAAGAAAGAAAGCGAAGAAAAAAGAAAAGACGCCAAAUUCAUCCAUAAAAACAAGUAAAGCGAAUACGAAACAAGAAGAAAAGAAGGAGGAACACAAGACAAGGUUAGAAGAUCGAAUAAUGCCAAGCAAUGCCACACGAAAAUAAUGAUAAUAAUAAUACAGCAAACAUAAUGCAUACUUCUGACUAUUCCAAAAAACUAUUUUUUCGUUUCCCCAUAUCUUUAUUUUUUGAUUUGAAAAUCGUUUUUACUUGUAUUAUUAAUUUCCCUUUAAUUUUCCUCCUCUUCCGAAUACUUUUGGCCAGAGUUCAGGACGAGUAAAUAAGUAGUAGUAACAUUAAUUGGCAGCUCCAGUCAUAUAGUUAGCAGUAAUAUAUCCAAAUAUCGUCUGUUCAAGCAGUUGUCCAUGUUGUUGCAAGCAGUGCGUUAUCCUCGCCACGGGAAAGCAGUACAAAAAGCCGAAGAAUUUUGGAGAACGUAACGGACACAAGGGAAUAUUCUACAUUGGAAUUGUGUGAGAACAAGAACACAAGGGAAAUAGUUGAAAAAUCAUGUAGAUUAUAUUAUAAAUAUAUUUGUUAGCCUAACCGAUCGGGGGGAUGUGAAAGGAACAUUUCUAUUCAUUUUUUAUUAGUUCUCUACUUAUACGGUUUCUUUUUAGCAAAUAUAAAACGGGGAAAACAUGAGGGAAUAUUUAUAUAGGGUAUAUCGUCAACACAAGGAUCUCUUUUUAAAGCAAACGGACGGAAGACUCGAAUUCUUCUAUAUAGACCUAUAAUUCAUAGAGAAUUUCACAUUUAUUUCAUUUCAUUUUUGGUUUCUUUGGGGUUGGUAGAUUUCCAUACAUUUUGAAAAUCAUUGGAGACGGGAUUUGAAACCUACAACUAAAUGGUUUUUUUUUAUAUAUACUCUAGGCGUAUACGCAAAUUUACCAAGUGAAUUAACGUUUUUAUUUUCAUAAUUUCAUACUUCUUUAUUAUAAUUUCGAUGCAACCGAAUUGUGAUGAUGUGAUAGACUUAUAUAAACAAACGAAAAUACAAAAAUACUAAUUAAUAACCAAUUUAAAUGAAGUAAUCGCAGUGCCCCCAAAACGGCCAGGCCAAAAACACUGAAACUGAAACAGAGGCAGCUGAAACUGAAGCUGAAUCUGAAUCGAAAUCAGUAUCUGAAUCAGAAGAGGAAUAUGAAUAUAUGUUAUGUAUUUGUAUUAUUGUCGUUGUCGUUGUCGCUCAUAGACAAUGUCUGAUGGCUACAAUAUAAUGUAUUAUGGAUGACUUGAGGCAUACAUUCUUUUUUUGAAGAAAUAAAACUAUAGAGCGCGAUAUUUGUAUUGUAUUUAUCUAUAAGUUGUUGUGUACACACUGCGAAAAACCAACAAACUAAAAAAAAAUGCAAAAAAAAAACAAUGAAACACACAAAAUCAAAACAAAACAAAAAACGAGAAAAAAAAGAGCAAAAGAAGUUGAAACUGAUAAAAUUUAAGAGUAACUGAAACCGAAAGCCCCUUAAACAGAAGAAGGGGAAAGCGGAGAAUUCGUUGUUCCCUUCGCACUUUUGAGGCAAGUCCUUCGUUUAAGUCCAAAUCGAUCGCUCUAUCUCUGUCUCCAUCCCUAUCUCUCUCAGCCCCCCGCCCCGCCCCCCUUAUACGAUAUAUUUCUCGCUCGCAGUCUCUUCUUAAAACGAUAGAUUUAAAACGAUAGAAAUUCGCAUAUACAUAUAUUUUUGAAAGUAUAGAAUUGCAACUUUUGAAAAAAUGCAACCAAAAAUAAAGACGAAAGACUAAAGCCAAAAACAAAAUGAAUUCAAUUGUUUGAAGCAAGAACAAGCGAAUAACGGAGAAAGUGCAACGAAGUGCCGUUAUUUCGAUAGUUUGUAUAGUUGUUUUUUUUUUCUUUUAAUACUUAUUUUCUGUUUCGUUUACUUAGAGAACUAAAAAUCGUUUACACACAUACACACACACACAAAUACGCGUUUUUGAUUUAGUUUUCGUUUUUGCGUUUGUUUUUACUUUUUUAUUUGUUUUGUUUUAAGCUUUUUCGUUGGUAAACCAAAAAAGGUAUAUAUGUGUAUGUAUGUGCAUACAUAUAUCAAUGUCGAUAAAGUCGAUAAAGUGAAUGCAUUUACCGUUACUGUGCGAUGCGCACAAGUGCCAAAAAUGCAGCAAAACACCCGCACACACCCACGCACUCGGACACAUACACACACACACACACUAACACGACAUCAAUUAAACAAAGACACAUACAAGCCAACACCCACCCACACAGACAAGUUUCUUAUAGAUGAUACAAA